Molecule: messenger RNA, 1492 nt
Organism: Nycticebus coucang (slow loris)
Lineage: Eukaryota; Metazoa; Chordata; Mammalia; Primates; Lorisidae
Gene: NMI
Product: N-myc and STAT interactor
Exons: 9
Coding region: 382-1323 (313 amino acids)
Cellular component (GO): cytoplasm
Molecular function (GO): nucleic acid binding
Source: RefSeq, a predicted model, not a curated record
AUCAUUGGGCACAUGGGGCUUGGUAUUCCUCGCACUGGUCAAGUGUUAAAGAACUUUGCAAAGAACCAAGCUGCUAACGCGGGGACACUUGUUCAGAAGGGAACCUCCCAUCUGUGAAGGACCCUUCAGGUCUCCCCAGGCGCUUCUCCAGCGUCCCCGCGCCAUCCCCGCCCCGUCGCCUCCGGGGGUUCCGGCGCGGGUGGUUUCCGGGAAAGGCCAGCUGGGCUCGGGGUGCUGCGCUCGGCUGGCAGACGCGGAGUCUCACUCUGUCAUCCAGGCUAGAGUGCCAUGACAUCAGACUGACUCACAGCAACCUCAGACUCCUGGGCUCAAACGAUCCUCCUGCCUCAGCCUCUGGAGUAGCUGGGACUACAGGGAAUCAUGGCAGCUGAUGAAGAUAACAAAAAACAAGUUCUUAAGGAGAAUUGGCCAGAUGAAGAUAUGAAAAAUGAACAAAAUGAGGGAUUAAUUGGUGAAAUUAUAAAGGAAAAUAUUCAGCUAAAGGAAGAGAUCCAAAAGCUUGAAGCUGAGCUACAAGAGACUGCCAGAACAUUCCAGAUUAAAGAGGCUCUUCCAGAAACAAAGAUAAAAUUUGGAUUUGCUGAGACUCCUGAGGAUGACAACCAGUUUUCAAAUGUCUCUUGUUCAUUUCAAGUGAAUUCAAAAGUUACUUAUGAGCUACAGAAAGGACACGCACUUAUCACCUUUGAAAAAGAAGAAGUUGCCCAAAAUGUGAUAAGAAUGAGGAGACACCGUGUACAGAUAGACAAUGUAAAUGUGGAGGUCAUAGCCCAGCCAGUGCCAUUAAACUUAGGAGUCAGAUUCCAGGUUCAUGUAGAAGUUUCUAAAAUGAAAAUCAAAGUUACUGGAAUUCCUGAUGAACUGCCUGAAGAUCAGAUGAGAGACAAGCUAGAACUGAGCUUUUCUAAGUCCCGAAAUGGAGGCGGAGAAGUGGAAUGGGUGGAGUAUGACAAGCCGUCCGGCAGUGCCGUCAUCUCGUUUGUGGAAAUUGGAGUUGCUGACAAGAUUUGGAAAAGGAGAGACUAUCCUCUUUAUGUAAAUCGCAGCUGCCAUAGAGUUAUGGUUUCUCCAUAUGUAGAAAAACACUUGAAAAAGUAUCAGGUAUUUUCAGGACUAUCUAAGAGGACCGUGCUUCUGACUGGAAUAGAAGACAUUCAUCUGGAUGAAGAGAUGAUGGAGGAUUUAAUUGGUGUUCACUUCCAGCGGGAGAAGAACGGGGGCGGAGAAGUGGAUGUGGUCAAGUGUGCUGUAUACCAGCCUCACAUCGUGUACUUUGAAGAAGAGACUGAUGGGACCGUAUAACAGCUAGAGCCUCUGAGCCCAAAUCACUGGAAAUGUUUGACAAAAAUGAAUAUCGUUUCCCUUUAAAAGAAACUUAAGUUUUUAGUGUUCAUUUAUUCUUGGAUUCAAAAUAAAUUUUCAUGUUUUUGGAUUCUUUUUUCGUCUCAAACUGUGCUGAAUGUUUUCAACU